GGCGCGGUGAGUAGCAGAUGUUCUAGGGCCGUGCGUUGCCCUUGCUGAUUUUCUGGCCUAGUUUGAGGCCUGCCUUAGUCUUCUGUCCGACUUUAUCUGUUUCGUUGCAGCCACUGAAGAUCCUGGUGUCGCCAUGGGCCGCCGCCCCGCCCGGUGUUACCGGUAUUGCAAGAACAAGCCGUAUCCAAAAUCUCGCUUCUGCAGAGGUGUCCCUGAUGCCAAGAUUCGCAUCUUUGACCUGGGGCGGAAGAAGGCAAAAGUAGAUGAGUUCCCACUGUGCGGCCACAUGGUGUCCGAUGAGUACGAGCAGCUCUCCUCUGAAGCCCUGGAGGCUGCCCGUAUUUGUGCCAACAAAUACAUGGUGAAAAGCUGUGGCAAAGAUGGUUUUCACAUCCGAGUGCGGCUCCAUCCCUUCCAUGUCAUCCGCAUCAACAAGAUGUUGUCCUGUGCUGGAGCAGACAGGCUGCAAACAGGUAUGCGGGGUGCCUUUGGAAAGCCCCAGGGCACAGUAGCCAGGGUCCACAUUGGCCAAGUCAUCAUGUCCAUCCGUACCAAGCUGCAGAACAAGGAGCAUGUGAUUGAGGCCCUACGCAGGGCCAAGUUCAAGUUCCCUGGCCGCCAGAAGAUCCACAUCUCCAAGAAGUGGGGCUUUACUAAGUUCAAUGCGGAUGAAUUUGAAGACAUGGUGGCUGAAAAGCGGCUUAUCCCAGAUGGCUGUGGGGUCAAAUACAUCCCUAACCGUGGUCCCUUGGACAAAUGGAGGGCUCUGCACUCAUGAGAACCUUAGCACUACCCCUUCCCGUCCUAUUCAUGCCCACCAAUAAAUCCAACUUCGUGUC
Molecule: messenger RNA, 839 nt
Organism: Mustela erminea (ermine)
Lineage: Eukaryota; Metazoa; Chordata; Mammalia; Carnivora; Mustelidae
Gene: RPL10
Product: ribosomal protein L10
Exons: 6
Coding region: 134-778 (214 amino acids)
Biological process (GO): translation; ribosomal large subunit assembly
Cellular component (GO): ribosome; cytosolic large ribosomal subunit
Molecular function (GO): structural constituent of ribosome
Source: RefSeq, a predicted model, not a curated record